UCCGCGCGGCGGCCCGGUGACGCAGUUUGUCCUCAGUGUCGAGCUGCGGAGCUGUGUCGUCUUCGGCGCCUUCGAAGUUUCUUUUUAUUUCUUUCUCUUCUUCCCUCCCCCGCACCCCCCACCCCAUCGGCUUUCUUUAUUUCCCGUAUUUAUUUUCUUCGGAAGCAGUUUGUGCGUUUGAGGGAAGAAAAGCGCGGGCGAAAGAGUCGCGGAGCACAAAGACAACCCGACCACCAUGGCGUCCAACGAUUACUCCCAGACUGCGCCCCAGGGGUACGGCGCGUACGGCGGGCAGGCCAGCCAGGGCUACAGCCAGCCGGCCACCCAGGCCUACAGCCAGCAGGGCUACGGGGGCUACAGCCAGGGCACCGAGAGCAACACCGCCCCCUACAGCCAGGGCGGCUACGGCUCCACUUACGGCCAGUCGCAGACCGGUGGCUACGGAGCCCAGCCCCCCUCUCAGGGGUAUAACCAGUCCAGCCAGUCCUACAGCUCAGGGGGCUACAGCAGCAGCCAGCCCCCCCAGAGCAGCUACAGCCAGCAGUCUUCCUACCCUGGUUAUGGCCAGCAGCCGUCCACUGCCACCUCUACAACUAGCUACGGCAGCAGCUCCCAGAGCGCCACCUACGGCCAGCCCCAGAGCGGGGGCAGCUACGGCAGCCAGCAGGGCGGCUACGGCGGGGGCGGCCAGCAGCAGCAGAGCCAGCACGGCGGGGGCGGCGGCGCCCCCUACAGCCAGCAGCCCAGCUACAACUCCCCCCCGCCGCAGAGCUACAGCCAGCAGGGCCAGUACGGCCAGGGCGGAGGGUACGGCCAGGACGCCCCCCCGAUGGGCGGCGGCGGCGGUGUCGCUCCUCCCAACCACAACACAAAAAACUGCGCCGGCUUCUGGGAGUGCUGCGCUCUUGAGGGCGAGGGGGAGGACUGUCCACUCGAGGCUCUCACCGGCGAAGACUCCUCUCUGUCGGGGGGAGGGGAUCAUGGAGGGGGCUGCUCUUCCGUCAGACGGAUGGCAACGGUUGUGAGGGCGGAGAGGCCGAACCGCUGGAUCGCCGUCUCCAUGCGGACGCAGGCGCGGACGCGUCUGGUCCCGCCGCGGCGCUUCUCUGGCCCCGAGACGGGACCGUCCUCGGGGAGGUCCAGCGCGGGCGUCCCCUCGACGCGUGGGGGGCUGGGAGAAGCGCCGGCGGGGGUUGAGGUCCGAUUUCUCCUUCGGCUGGCGGUGUGGAUGGAGCGAGUGGAAGGGGGGAGGCGGGUGGCGAAUGGGGGCGAGGGUGUGGGCUGGGACCCAGAGACCAGGGACCUGGGGGCCCCAACCCAAAUCAAUAAGAAGACUGGUCUGCCCAUGAUAAACCUGUACACCGACAGGGAGACGGGGAAACUGAAGGGCGAGGCCACUGUCUCUUUUGAUGACCCCCCCUCGGCCAAGGCGGCUAUCGACUGGUUUGAUGGAAAGGAGUUCAACGGGAACCCGAUCAAGGUGUCGUUCGCCACGCGCAGGGCUGACUUCGGGAGGGGAGGCGGCAACAUGAGGGGAGGCCGUGGCCGAGGAGGGCCCAUGGGCCGCGGCGGCGGCGGCUUCGGAGGGGGCCGGGGCGGCGGGUACCCCAGCAACAACGGAGGCGGAGGAGGAGGCGGCGGCCAGCAGAGGGCGGGAGACUGGAAGUGCUCGAACCCGGUCUGCGGGAACCUGAACUUCUCCUGGAGGAACGAGUGUAACCAGUGCAAGGCGCCCAAGCCGGAGGGCGUGGGGGGGCUGCCCCCGAUGGGAGGUGGAUUUGGGGGUGACCGAGGGGGCCGCGGGGGCUUCGACCGAGGAGGGUUCCGUGGGCGAGGAGGAGACCGGGGGGGCUUCAGGGGGGGCCGCGGUGGCGAGAGAGGCGGAUUCGGGCCGGGCAAGAUGGACGGCAGGGGCGAGCACAGACAGGACCGCCGGGACCGGCCGUACUGACCGCCUCUCCGAGAUCCCGGGACCAGUAUCCCCCCCCACCGCCCUCCUCUGUAGUUACCCCCCUCUUUUUUUUUUUAUACCGCGUGUUUUUAAGUUGUGGCUCCAGAACUUUUCGUCCAGACGUCCGCUUUGCCGAUGUUCAGUGUUUUGUAAACUUGCUGGUUUUUAAUUUUCCCGCUGUUUUGGAACAGCUGCGCGAAUCAGUUGAAAAAAAUAAACUGACGUUUAAAACUCG
This is a messenger RNA of Lepisosteus oculatus (spotted gar), 2186 nucleotides long. The record is from RefSeq and is a predicted model, not a curated record. Lineage: Eukaryota; Metazoa; Chordata; Actinopteri; Semionotiformes; Lepisosteidae.